CAUGGGGGAUGACAUAAAAUUAGACUAGAAAGAAGCACCACCACGUAGCAUCACUAUGAGGACGGGACAACUGGCAGUGGGACUCCUGGCUGGGAGUCUGUGCAUUUGGCUGACGAAUGCGGCAACCAGCACCACCACGACAUCGAGCUCCGCCGCCACAGCCACAACCACAACCACAACAACGGCAGCGACAACGACAACGACAACGACAACCGAGGCUACGACCUCGACAACAAGUACAACGGCAUCUACGGUUCACCGCAAAAGAGUCCGUAUAAGCAACCUGAGAUUUUCGUCAAACAGGAGGAUCCGGGCAUACAGGCGCACUACUGUUAGAAGCACUAUCAACAGAAGCCGUUUGCUCAGAAGAAGGGUCCUUGCGAGGGUGCAGAAUCGUAUUCGUUCACGGUCGAUGCCCAGGAUCAUAAAAAGGCGGCGUAAUCGGGGAUAAGCAAUGGUAUUAGCAUUCACAUAUCAAGCAAAGCAAUAAAUAUCAUUGAAAUUACACGAUAU
Drosophila miranda is the source of this 513-nucleotide messenger RNA. RefSeq names its product protein new-glue 2. The record is from RefSeq and is a predicted model, not a curated record. Bases 56 to 451 code for a protein of 131 amino acids. Lineage: Eukaryota; Metazoa; Arthropoda; Insecta; Diptera; Drosophilidae. The transcript has a single exon.